Messenger RNA from Cryptococcus deneoformans JEC21, 2436 nucleotides. RefSeq lists its product as hypothetical. Bases 149 to 2131 code for a protein of 660 amino acids. Lineage: Eukaryota; Fungi; Basidiomycota; Tremellomycetes; Tremellales; Cryptococcaceae. Gene Ontology annotation, molecular function: endonuclease activity. The transcript is spliced from 8 exons. Gene Ontology annotation, cellular component: nucleus; mitochondrion. Gene Ontology annotation, biological process: nucleotide-excision repair; response to UV; mitochondrial DNA repair. The record is from RefSeq and is a predicted model, not a curated record.
GGCUUUUUACUCAUCGUUCACUAUAUAAUACGAUACCACACUUGACAUUUCUUCGGUAUGUAUAAAACGCAGUCGCGAGUACUUCCUUCUGCUUUUGCAACAAACACGUCUGCAUUUGUUGCCAAGUAUUUAUAUCAGCAUUAAGUACAUGAGGUUCUUGUCGCUCUUUCGACCACCACCAUUAUCCGCAAUCACGACAGAAGCAACUCUUCGGAGACAAUAUCCGUCUUACUUGCCAAAAUCAAUCCCGACAUUAUCUCAUAUUGAAACAAGUAUGCCUCCCAGAAGAAGUGCACGUAAAGCACUGCAACCCUCUUCAACCGACAUGGCGCCUUUCGCCACCUCUCCCAGAAGUCUAGAGCAAAGUCUUGCUCCGUCCCCGCCUUCGAAACCACCCAAAGCGACUUUACUGGCGGUAGCAAUGGCCAUGGAUGAAGAGAAUCUUACACCUCCGUCAGCUUCCGAUGUAGAGGACGACCAGGUCAGCAAGGUAGUGAUGAACGGUGCUGCAGACCGAGCGUCGAUCAAGCGUAAGAGGGGCUCAAAAAUGGCUGUAGAAGAAGGAGGGAAGGUGGAGAUUGGGGAAAUUAGUUCAACAAAAGGGAGAAAAAGAGGCCGAAAGUCUAACGCUGAACUUGCUGCUGCCAAGGAAGAAGCUGAAAGUGAGGAAGAACUUGAUUUCAGGGAAGACAUGGCAAUACCCGCGAAAGGGAAGAAAAAUGGACAAAGAAUCACAGUUGAGUCAACAGCCACAGCGAAAAAUGGAGAACAAGAAAGAACAAAGAAAAAAGCGGUAAAGAAAUCACGAAUAGCCAAAGACGAACCGCAAUACGACGAUGAAGGCAAUGAGAUCGUGAAACGUAAACGAAAGCCUAGGGAGUACCCCAAAAAGGUAUAUGAAAUUCCGGAUGUUGAGCGGAAGACGACGACAUUCAGAGGACGCCUUGGAUACGCCUGUUUGAAUACCGUGUUACGUGCCAACAAGCCUGAAAGUAUAUUUUGUUCGAGAACUUGUCGAAUCGCCAGUAUAGAGGAAGAGGGGAUUGAAUUACCUAAAGGGCUCGGGCUAAUGAACGUUCGAGACCUCAAGACAUUAAUCCAAUGGAAUGAAGACAACAAGAUCCGUUUCAUGCGGAUGUCUUCUGAAAUGUUUCCUUUCGCGUCUCACGCCAAGUAUGGAUACUCUCUCGAUUUUGCGGAUGCAGAGUUGAAAGAAGCAGGAGAUUUAGCAAAAAAAUACCGGCAUAGAUUGACUAUGCAUCCAGGUCAGUUUACGCAAUUAGGGUCACCGAAAAAGGCGGUAGUAGAUGCGUCAAUUAGAGAGCUAGAAUAUCACUGUGAAAUUAUGGACAGGAUGGGACUUGGGCCUGAUGGUGUGAUGAUCAUCCAUAUGGGGGGUGUUUACGGGGAUAAAGAAAGCACUUUGGCAAGAUUCAAAGAAAAUUACACCACCCUUACGAGCGACCAGGUGAAGGCAAGGCUUGUCCUGGAGAAUGACGAAAUUUGUUACAACGUCGAUGAUCUUCUACCAGUUUGUACUGAGCUUGACAUCCCCAUCAUCUUUGAUUAUCAUCACGACGCCUUGAACCCUUCCGCCGGCCCUCCCGCAGAGCUUAUCCCGAAGAUUGCAGAGGUCUGGAACAAGAAGGGCAUCAAGAUGAAGCAACAUCUAUCAGAGCCUAGACCAGGGGCGGAGAGCAUAAUGGAGAGGAGGGCGCAUGCUGAUCGAUGUCAGACGUUGCCAGCGGAGUUGCCGGAUGAUGUCGAUUUAAUGAUUGAGGCCAAAGACAAAGAGCAAGCAGUAUUCGAGCUGUACCGAAUCUACGGCCUGGAAGAUGUUAUCCAUGACAACCUGCGCCCUCCCGAUCCCAAUCCCAGCAUGCAGACCAAGGGCCGGAAGAGCAAUCUCAAGAAGAAGACCAAAGAAACAGUGGAUGUCGACUCUCAAGCUGAACCGGUCCAGUUGUCUGAUAUCGAAAAGGAGGGCGACGGAGGGAUGGGCGAUGAGGGUAUCAAGAAAAACGGACAGGUUGUGGAGAUAGAUGAUGUGGGCAUAGAGGUAGACGUGGAUGAGACGAAGAAGAUGCCCAAGGAGAAAGGAAGAGUGAAGAAAAAAGCGGUGGCAGAAUAGCCAUUUUUAUAUGCAUCUUUGCCCUCGACGCACGGACCUUCCGUCGUUGACACGCGAGUCGUGCGGAUAUGUCUGUAUUUAUGGCACAGUAACGGUAGACUUAUAUUGAUUGGCGAUUGGGGCAUCGGGCAUCUUGUUGUCUUCAGAUUUUCAUACAAGCAAAGAAGCAAAGACGCAAAGGCGAGAGACGACAAAAAUGGAUGAUUUUCGCUACAAGAACGAAGGCUUCAACCGACGCAAAGAAGACGUCGCUUCUAGCUUCGAAUAAAUGUAACAAAUCAAAUUGAAAGGCGCGAAACACCAGA